Molecule: messenger RNA, 4829 nt
Organism: Mytilus trossulus (common blue mussel)
Lineage: Eukaryota; Metazoa; Mollusca; Bivalvia; Mytilida; Mytilidae
Product: delphilin-like
Exons: 33
Coding region: 379-4713 (1444 amino acids)
Molecular function (GO): protein binding
Source: RefSeq, a predicted model, not a curated record
UUUUCCAGUUCUCUCCAAACUUAUCGUCUGUAAUUUUCUUAGCAAAACUCACGAGAGGUUCCGAAAACCUUACCUCCAAAUAAAAGAUCCUAGAUUUGGCGGACUUUCCAAAACUGAACAGAUGCUUUUCACCAGGGGUGCUGAAUUAUUGAUGAGCCAGUAGUCUUUAACCUGAGUGAAAUCAAGUCAGCUUCAUCGAUAAUCAAUGCAUCGUCUUCAUUGUUUAACCUGCAGAUUCAUUUGUGACUGGGAUGACUGCAUGUGAAUCGUUGAAUAAAAUUGGAUGUCAGUUCAAAAGUAGAUGUAUGGUAACAACCAUAUGACAGUUGCAUGUAAGUAGUGCAGUUUAAAAAAGAAACAGAAGAGUAAAAACAAAAAAUGCCAUUGAAAACAUUUUCCAGCAAUAAAUGGCCAAAACAUUAUGGAUUUGACAUUGUUGGUGAUGGUCCAUGUUUUGUGGCCUAUGUUGUUCAUGGAAGUGUCGCAUACAAUGCUGGUUUGAAAGCAGGGGACCAGAUUCUAGAAUUAGAAGAUCAUGACGUCUCUAACAUGUCGUUAGAAUCCUUGAAGAAGUUGGCUAAAGGUUGUCCGACCCAACCUCCUCCAGUUGGUGUUGUUUCUAGAUAUCAUCAGGUCGACCUUGUAGGCAGUAGGACUUCUGGUUAUGGAUUCAUAAUAAAGGGAGAUAAACCAGUUACAAUAGAAUCAGUAGAGAUGGAGAGUCCAGCCACAGAUGCUGGGUUGAAACCUGGAGAUAUAAUUUUAGAGGUGAAUGGACAGACAGUUAAAAGGUCAGAUGAGAUGAAAAACUUUCUGUCAGGCAGAUUACGUAGAAUGACUCUAUCAUUAAUACCUAUUAGUAAACAAAUUAAACCUGAACCACAACAAGAUAAUUCUGAAAGUUCCGGUAUUGAAUCAGGAUCAGAAAGGUCUAGCACAUCACAUGGAAGAGAAAGGUCAGAUUCAGAAAGAUCUAGCACAUCACAUGGAACUGAAAGAUCUGAUUCAGAAAGAUCCAUUGGAUCACAUAGAUCUGCAUCACAUGACACCAGUAGGUCAAGGUCAUCACAUAAAAGAGAAAGACAUGUAUCUGAUAGGUCAGGGUCAUCACACUCAUUUGAUAUUCACAACUCAAAGUCAUCUCAUAGAUCAAGAAGGCAUGCUUUAGAUAGUUCAAGGUCGUUAAAUAGGUCAGAAAGGCAUUUGAGGGCAUCAAGGUCAGAUAGAUUAAGACCAGAAGAUAGUAUACGAGAAUCAGAUAAUGGCCUACCUAAACACAGUACACCUUUAGUUGGAAAGAGUAGAAUAAAACAAGCUAGGAUGCUGCAUGAUAAGAUGAAUGAAAUUCUGGGGACGGAUUACGAGAAGAAAAUGGCAACUGUGAGUGUACUUAAACAGUAUGCAGAGGACCGAGACAUUGAAAUGUUAGGACGAGCGUUAAAGGCAAUUCUCAAAACUCCACAACAGAAGAAAAUUAUGAAACAGAUUAGACCAUUCAUCCCACCUAGACAAAGACACAGAUUUGACGAUUUUAUCAAAGAGAAUGAAGUACUUCUUAACAAUAAUGAAGAUGAUGUAUCGCCAGGAAGUCAGAAAAAUAGCGUGAAAAUUUCAACUAUAGUGCAUAGAGAAGAUGGAAGUUUUGGAUUUGUAUUAGCAGGAAAUAAUCCAGUAUUUAUAGAAUCGGUGGAACCAGGUGGUCCUGCUGAUAGGGCAGGGCUGUUAGCAGGAGAUUGUAUUGUCAAUGUCAACAAAAUAGAUGUCAGAAACUACAGCCAUGCCCACCUAGUACAGUUAUUACAGAAUAGUGAUUCUGCUCCACAAGUAGAAGUCAUGAGAACUGGCAAUGAUAAUGGGAGUGUCAGAUUAAAUGGUAGUUUACAUACAAGAACACCAUCCACUUUGUCUUUAGCCUCCACUACAACAAGUCAUGCCUCAUCAGACUGGCAACCUACAGAAGAACAGAAAGAUGGCAAAACAUUUAAACAAAGUGCCUAUUACUUAUUGACAUCAAAAGAAAGAUCUCAGCUGAAGAAAGCUAUGUUGGAAUAUGACAGUAGAAAGAAUGUUGUUGACCUUCACAAGAGAUUGACCCAGAUAUUAGACACUCAUUCUAAGAAGACUUUAUGGAGAUAUAUAUUACCUAUACUUCCUACAGAACACAUGGAUUAUUGUGUCAGUAAAGGAGGUCUACCAAGGAGUCUUGUACAAGAAUUAAAACGGAGAGGAACAAAUGGAAGGAAGAAUCAUGAUAAAAUGUCCAAUUCUAGUUUUGACCUACGACAUAGUACAUGGUCAUCAAAAGCCAGUAGCAGUACCUUAGUAAACCAUGACACAGAUUUCUCAUCACCAUCCACACCAACUAAUGGACCUCAUUUCUCAUCGUUUAAAAAACAAAUGGAGUUUUUAUUAACAUCAAGAGAAAGAAUGCAGCUAAAGAAAGCAUUACAGAUAUACUCCAAAAACAGAAAAAUAGACAACCUAAUAUUAGAUAUGAAUGUGAUAUUAGACACACCAUCUAAACAAAGUUUAUGGAAUUAUAUAGUUCAGUUACUGUCGUCUGCCCAUCAAGAAUAUACUAUCAAAAAAUUAAAUCUCAGUCCAUCUUCCAAAGCUUCAGAUCAAUCAAGUGUUCACAUAACAGACUUCCUAUCAUCAACAGAACCAAGUCCAAGAAUGCCAAGAAAAAGUCUUCUUCAAGAUGGUCUUAAUGGAUUAAGAUUAAAGGGUCAAAACAGAUUAGAUGAUUGGAGAAGAAGCCAUGAAAAUUUGUCUUCUUCAGAAGAUGAUGCCCAAUACAGAACCCUGAAAGCAGGAGUACGAAGGUCAAGAGGUCGAUUAUGGAAAACAAUGCAUCCUGGGUUCAUGUAUUCCUAUGAUGAUAUGGAUGCAAGAGAUGGAACUAAAGGAUUUGACAUUGCUCUGCUGAAAGAAUUAGAACAAACAAGAAGAGCUGUACAAGAGGCAAAAAAAAUGUUCUUAGGGGCCAAUAGAGGGGAAAACCAUGAGUCAUAUGAUUCAGAUUCUGAUGAAGAUCCUACUAACAAAUAUGUAACUGUGAUACCUGUCGGUUUUGGUGAACAAGAAGAGAAAGAUAAAUCCCCUUCAAGUAGCCUCAGACUGAAAAGUAGUUUAAAAAACCCUAUUCCUUUUCAUAAACAAAAUGGCGGAUUAACAAGGACAUUGUCAGGACUAAUUUCGCCUCCUGAAAUUGUGAUAACUGAAUCCGAAUCUGAAAGUGAAAGUGAUCGUGACAAUAUUUGUAAUAACUUUACGCUGAGAGCUGGCGAUUCUUUUAACCGACGAGCUUUAACGGCUUUGAAGGAAUUAGAUGCUGUGAUGGCGGCUGAGGUGUCUGAUUUAGAUGCUGGUUCCAGUGCAUUGGAAAUCGGUCAUAAAGGUCCUAGCAAUGUUACAUUAAGUCCAAAAUCUUCACCCCGUUUGAGACCUAAAUCCAUAUCAUUUACAGAGGAGGUUAUGGUGCAUUCUCCUCCUCCUCCACCUCCCCCUCCCCCACCUCCGCCACUCCCAACUUCUACAGAGGAUGUGAGUGAAUCUAAGGGAAAGAUGAAUGUAAAAAGAAUCAACUGGGAGAAGAUUGAUGCUCAAAAAGUAGGAAACACAGUUUGGGGCCAGCUAGGAGAUGAAGAAGAUCUUGAUGAUGUUCUGAAGUAUCUUGAGCUGGAACAACAUUUUAGUACCAAUCCUGUCAAACCUUCACAAAGAAACCAGAGAAGAAUGUCAGUGUUUACAGAGAAGAAAAAUGAAAUUUACAUUCUUAGUCCUAAGAAGGCUUAUAACAUCUCAAUAUUAUUAGGACAUCUACGGAUGUCAAUAGAUCAGAUGAAACAAGCUUUAUAUUUAAUGGAUGAGGAAAUUCUUACUCCUGAUCUUCUCAAACAGUUACUCACUUUCACUCCAAAUAAACAAGAGAUGGAGAAGUAUGAUACUUUUAAUGGAGAUAUUGAGGAAUUAAGUUUACCAGACAGAUUUGCUUAUGAGAUGAGUCGUGUUCCUGGUUAUGAACAAAGGUUGAAAUCCAUUUUAUUUAAAGCAAAUUUCCAGGAGAAAAUUGAUGACAUGAAAGAGAGUUUACUUUGUAUAAGGAAAGCAUCUUUACAGUUGAGAAACAGUAAAAGAUUGACCAAAAUACUAGAGAUGAUACUUGCUAUGGGUAAUUAUAUGAAUAAAGGAAAUCAACGAGUUGGCGAAGCUGCAGGAUUCAAGAUCUCAUUUAUAUCUCAGUUAGAAGUUACAAAGACAAGUGAUAAUAAGACAACAUUUUUACAUGUCCUUGCCAAUGCUGUAUAUGUCAAAUUUCCUGAAGUUUUAGCUGUUGGAGAAGAGUUGAGUAGUAUACCUGAAGCUGCAAAAGUGUCUGAUAUAAUGGUAAAUCAGGAAAUCCAAGAACUUAGAAAAGUUUUACAGGAAAUAUCCAAUACAUUAGAGAAGUAUGGAUCUCAAAAGACCAGAAUUGGUGUAAAUGACAGAUUCCAGGAUGUAAUGGGUCAUUUUAUAUCAGAAGCAUCAGAUGAGGUGCAAGCUCUAUUCAGACUUCAGGCUAAUGCUAUGGAAGAUUUCCAUCAUGUUGUUCAAUACUUUGGGGAAGAUCCAAAGAAUAUUACCACAACAGAAUUCUUUGGUAUUUUUGCAGAUUUUGUAAUAAAAUUUGAGAAAGCACAUAGAUACAAUUUGAUGUACAAAAGACAUUGACAGAAAGUACUUGGGUAUAUAAAGGCAGCAUCUCUAAUAAAUGAUGGAAGUAGAAGGAAACAAAUGAAUUUUUUUCCAAAUAUACAUGUACUAUCAAAUUUUCCAAUAUGGUUAAG